This is a messenger RNA of Trichophyton verrucosum HKI 0517, 1011 nucleotides long. RefSeq lists its product as uncharacterized. The transcript is spliced from 2 exons. Lineage: Eukaryota; Fungi; Ascomycota; Eurotiomycetes; Onygenales; Arthrodermataceae. Gene Ontology annotation, biological process: regulation of mRNA processing; protein phosphorylation; spliceosomal complex assembly. The record is from RefSeq and is a predicted model, not a curated record. Gene Ontology annotation, molecular function: ATP binding; protein kinase activity. Bases 1 to 1011 code for a protein of 336 amino acids.
AUGCUGAAGGUGUAUGUGCAUACCUCUGCCAUUCAUCGCGAGAUACCCGUAUACCACCACAUCUCGCCGCAUAUCGAGACAGCCACAGCCCAUCGUGGGCGCCUCAACAUCCGGCAGCUACUCGACUCCUUCACGGUGGCCGGACCAGACGGCAGACAUCUCGUUCUUGUCCACCAGGCCGCCCAGAUGAGCCUGCGCGACAUGAAACUGGUCUUCUUCCCCAACGGGUUUGAUCCGGCGUUCGUCAGAGGUGCCAUCAUCGAGCUUCUCCAGGCCCUGGAUUUCUUACACAGCCAUGCGCAAGUUGUUCAUACGGGUACAGAGUGGACUUCUCUAUUCUCGUCUGUGUGGAUAAAAAUUGCUUACGUAUUAUUUUCUUGUUUUCUUGUAUAUAUAGAUGUGCACUCUGGAAACAUGCUUCUAGGGCUAUGGGACAAUACAUUGCUUAAAAAUCUCGAAGAUGCAGAACUAAGGGCUCCCGUGGCCCGGAAGCCGGUUUCGGACUCCCGGACGAUCUAUCUAUCGCGUCUGUCCAAGCCAAAGGAGGGCCCCAUGCUCCUAUCCGACUUUGGCGAGGCGAGGCUAGGCCCUGGGCCCCAUCCCGGUGAUAUCAUGCCACUCGAGUACCGGGCCCCCGAAACACUACUCUACGUGACAUGGAGUUAUCCCGUCGACAUAUGGAGUGUUGGACUCACGCCAAAAACCCAGAAAGAAGAGCCGACUUUUGGGAUGAAAACGGUAGAUUAUUUUAUUCUUAACUAUUCAACUGAAAUAUUUCUCUCCAAUAUGGGAGCCGCUAACGUCGGUCUUCUAGGCGAAUGGCUGGGUCUUGCGGAUAUUCCAGAGGGCCGGACCCUGGAAUCGCUCGAGACUCGCCUCGAGACCAGGGACAAGAACGCAUUCCUGCGAUUCGUCCGUAAAGCCCUGACUUGGAUGCCAGAGCAAAGAGCCACCGCGAAGGAGCUUCUCCAGGAUCCGUGGCUGCUGGGAAGCCACAAAGUCGGUUCAUAG